UGAAUUUCCAGAAAGUGAGCGAAUACAAUUCUACAUUGUUCUCAACUUUAAUUCACCGAACGCUGCACGAUUUCGCUUUCGAUUUUCUCUUCGACAGAGAAUAGACGUAUUUAUUGAGGCAGACCGAAGUUUCUCAGACCUAAGCAAUACAGGUUUAUGUUCUGAGGGAAGCUAAUCAUCAUGACUGACAAAACACACAUUCCUCUGACCCCAGUGCACACUGACAUUCUGAGAGUUUGCAAAAGUGCCUUUUGCAAUGCUGUUAAGGCAAAAUUUGAUUGUGCAGCUAUUUUCCACAAUAUGGAGGAGGAUGACACCUUUGGUAGUAAUUUAAGUGACCUCUCAGGUCCUGAUAUGAGGUACUCUACAAAGCUGCACAGUGGAGUGGAAGUGUCAGUCUGGAAAGAUGACCUUACACGUCAUAAAGUAGAUGCUGUGGUCAAUGCAGCCAAUGAGAAGCUAAGUCAUGGAGGGGGUCUUGCACUAGCACUGAGUAACGCUGGGGGACCAAAGAUCCAACAAUGGAGUGAUGAAAUUCUAAAAAUAAGAAAAAGAGUGCCAACUGGUGAGGCUGUAGUCACUCUUUCUGGAAAUCUCCCAUGUAAUAUGAUCAUACAUGCUGUGGGACCCCACUUGAAAUCAAAUCCAUCACAGAGGGAGAUUGAUAGCGCUGCACCACUCUUACGUCAAACUAUUUUAAACAUUCUGCAUUUAGUUUUACAAAACAACUUAAACUCAGUUGCAAUCCCUGCCCUGAGUUCUGGCCUUUUCAAUUUUCCAAGACAUCUCUGUGCCGACAAUAUUGUAAAAACUAUAAGGGAGUGUGAGGACUAUGGCAUGUUCAAAAGCAGGAAAUUAGAGAUUCGUCUUGUCAAUAAUGAUGAGCCCUCAGUCCAAGAAAUGAAAAGAGCCUCUUGGCAGAUUCUAGGUCCACCCACAUCUGGCACAUACAGUGGUGCUGUAAAUGGCAGAAACCAAAGGAUGGCUACUUCUUCAAACAACAGUUUGCAGAUUGGGAAUGUAACACUGCAUCUUAAAAAGGGCCAUAUAGAGGAGGAAGAGGUUGACGUAAUUGUAAAUACCAUUGGAAAUGAUUUUAAUUUGUCCCAAGGGAAUAUUUCAAAAGCUAUUUUGAAGAAGGCCGGUAAAAAGAUUCAAGAAGAGAUUUUCAGAAAUAAAUGGCAUCAUGGGGUUGCCAAAAAUGGGGAAAUCUAUGUAACAAGAGGCCAUAACCUGAAUUGCAAAUUUGUUCAUCAUUCUGUUUGUGCAUCUAGAUCUGAUCAUAAUGCCAAAGAGAUUCUUUUCAGGGUGGUCUCAGAUUGUUUGAGAAAAGCCAGUAGGGAAUGUGAGUCUAUCUCCUUCCCAGCAAUUGGCACUGGUUUACUGGGCUUUCAAAAACAGGUGGUUGCCCAAAUUAUGACAGAUGCUGUGGUAGAGUUUGGCAAAUCAAACACGGGGAAGAAGCUGGACAUAUUUUUUGUUGUAUAUCCAAAAGAUGAUGAAAUGAUGAAGGCUUUUGAUAAUGAGAUUGUUUCCAAGAAAGGAGGGACAAAAUUCCCAGAAUUACCCAGUGACUUGACAAAAAAUUCUGCUUUUAGCACUAAAGCAACCACAACAAACGAAACCCCCAUAAUUGAGUUCAGCAGUGUCUCUGAUGAAGCUUUGGAAGAGGCAAAAGCAUGGACCUUUCAGAUGCUUAGCCCAUCAAAUGACACACUAACAAUAAAGAAUAACCAUGUCAUAUAUUUUGGUCAAACAGACCAUGAAAACCUGCUCUCUCUCCAAGCCAAGUUUAAUGUUCACAUCAAGGAGUUCUUCAGGAGUGGUAAUGGUGGCAUAUCCAUCACUGGAGAUCCUAGAGCUGUCAGCUGUGUGGGAUUUGAGGUGGAGUGCAUGCUUUGUAAGGCCCAAGAGGACUUUGCCCUAGCCGAAGAGAAUGACAUUCUGUAUUCUGUGGUUCGCUGGCACUGUAAAGAUGUUCCUUGGAUACAAAUACCUAAAAUCAGUGCAGCUUUGGAGAAAGCUUAUCUGGCAGGGAGUAAAGACCUUGCGUUGAAUGACGGCAAUAUCAAAGUCAACUUGAAGCUUAAGAAUUUAGUUGACAACUAUGGGAGAACAAGCAAUGUGGAAAGGACAUGCUUGUUGAUGGAUUACGACGAUCAAAGGAAGGUUGGCAAUUCUUUUUAUGCAAGAACUUCUGUGACCAGGAAAGAUUAUGAAGAUAAAGAAACAAGAGGAGCCUUCAAAGCUUGUAGACUCAGUAUAAUCAAGGCAGAGAAAAUAGAGAACAUUGCCCUGCAGCAGAUUUUUGAGAUGAAUGGGAAGCGAGUGAAAGAUAAACCAAAGAAGCUCUACCAGUGUGUAUCAUCUCAGUUCUGUGAUCUAAUCUGCAGAGUUGGCUUUCAGAAAGAGUUCGCCCCACCUGCCGAGCAAAAGUAUGGCAGUGGAAUAUACUUCAGCAGUACUGUGGAUGAGGCAUUGAGGCUGUGGAAAGGACAGUUUGACGAAGAGCAGUACAUCUACAUCAUCCAGGCCCAGGUUCUUACUGGGAAAUCUGCAGCUGGUUCGCCAGAACUGAUUUUGCCCCCUGCCAUAGCUGGUGUCCCAUUGGAUCGUUAUGACAGUGUGGCUAGCAGUUUGAAACAGACCCAUGUCAUCUUCAGUGGUCAACAAGCUCUUCCUGAAUACCUGUUCAUAUGCCAAUCAUUAACUCCUGUGUAGCUGCACAGAGCACAAUGCAUUAACAAAGCCCUUUGGAUUCAAUCAGGGUGAAUGUUUGACUUAAAAUGUCAGUUUAAAAAGCUUAACAAAUAAUGACCUAUAUAAAUGAGGAGCAAAAAUAUUUGUAAUAAUUAGUCCUAUUCACAUUAGUGGAUGAGUGAUGAUUAUUGAUGCUGUUGAAUUCUUUUUAAAAAUAUGCUAAAUCUGGGUAUAUCCUGCUUUUGACUAGAACUGCUCUUUCAAAUAGUUCCUUCGAGCUCUUACCUUAACUGCUGUAAUGUUCGUACAUUUAGUACAUUUAUGUAAAAGUUUUUUUUUUUUUUUUUAUGAAGACAUUUAAUGACAGUUAUAAUGAGAUAUGUGGUAUAUAUAAAUAUUAAUGUUAGAUGAAAAUAAUCAUUGCUUGUAAAAGUUAAUCUUCAACAGUUGAUCAUAAUACAAUCUGAGAGGAUAAAUAAGUUUGGUGUUGGGUUUGUAGUUUCAAACUAUAUGCUGAAGUUCAAUUAAGCAUUACAAAUAAACCCUGGCAAUAUUUUGUCAGUUAUGAAGGCCUUCCUGUUUAUAGACUUAUGUGUUAAACAAGUAGAAAUAAAUGCAACAAUUUAACCAAAGCUUCUUGUGUAAUGGCA
Molecule: messenger RNA, 3350 nt
Organism: Myxocyprinus asiaticus (Chinese sucker)
Lineage: Eukaryota; Metazoa; Chordata; Actinopteri; Cypriniformes; Catostomidae
Product: protein mono-ADP-ribosyltransferase PARP9-like
Exons: 9
Coding region: 181-2721 (846 amino acids)
Biological process (GO): positive regulation of type II interferon-mediated signaling pathway; negative regulation of gene expression
Cellular component (GO): nucleus; cytoplasm
Molecular function (GO): transcription corepressor activity; ubiquitin-like protein ligase binding; NAD+ poly-ADP-ribosyltransferase activity
Source: RefSeq, a predicted model, not a curated record